Molecule: messenger RNA, 1760 nt
Organism: Onthophagus taurus
Lineage: Eukaryota; Metazoa; Arthropoda; Insecta; Coleoptera; Scarabaeidae
Source: RefSeq, a predicted model, not a curated record
AUGAUGUGUCAUUAACACACUCGAGAGUUGUCUUUUCAAAAUGUUAACAUCAUUUUCGGUUGGAAAUAUGUGAUAAAAAUUCGUUAAAAAUCUGUAUUGUAAUCUUGAAAAGCCAAGAAAAUGGGUAAAACACGUAAAAUUAGCAAUAAUCAUUUGAUCCAACCCAGACCGUAUGCGAAUCCGGGAUUGUGGGUAGGUUUUUUGUUACCCCUUUGCAUCUUGGUGAGUUUAAUAAAGCACUCAGUUGAAGCUUCUAAGUUGUACCAGCUCACCGCUUUAUUAACAUUGGGUAUUUUGUAUACAACAACGGUUUUCAUUAUACGAUAUUCUUCCACACAAUGUACCGUUAUACCUAAAAGGAGUUUAUUUUUACCUUUUAUUGUAAUAACAGCUCUUUAUCAUUUACAUUUCGAUAAGGGGCUAGCGUUUAGUUGUUUUGCUUCGUUAUUAUCAACAUUGGGUUUUUAUAAAUUAUACCUAUUUGUGUUAAGUGGAUUUCCUCAAUGUUUUACUUUGGGGGAAGCUUUGGCUUGCGCUCAAGGUUUUACCAUAUUUAUCUUUUCUUCCAUUGUGAAUAUUAUGGAAAGUUUUAAAAAACCACCAAAGACUACAUCACAAAUGAGUACAAUAACGCUUCAGGUUGGAUUAUUAACUGUAACCUCCUUUGUAUACAUGUUGUACAAACAUCCAAGUUUAAGAUCGCCUAAAUUGUUUUACCCUAGCCUUUUUCUUGCUCUCACUUUUCUUAUGGUCAUCCCACUACAGAUUUUAAUCUUAAAAAAUCCACUCGUAUGGAUUUUUGAAUUAUUUACAAGAGAUACCAUGCAGAUAAAAAUCUUUUUGUAUUGGUCUUUAUGCAUAUCAGCAGCCGUUUACACCUUAAUCAAACAAAUUAGUGGUGCUCAAAAAGCAUCAUCAGUCGUGAGAAAAACAUUCCACAUCUUAGCAGUUUUAAUUUAUGUACCGGGAUUAUUAGCGGAAUGUUCGAUUCUUUAUUUAGCAAGUGGGGUCGUUUUGGGACUUUUUAUAGGAAUCGAAACGACUCGUUUGAUAAGGUUACCUCAAGUGGUAACUUUCCUCGAAGAUGGUUUUUCCGUUUUUCGCGAUGAAAAAGACAUUGGAUCCGUCGCUUUAACACCAAUGUAUUUAUUAGCGGGGGUUUCAUUUCCGAUUUGGAUACAUCCUUCUCCAUGCGAUAUGACAAAUUCAGCUGGAUUUAAUUUAUUACCGCUUUUAAGUGGGAUUUUAUCAAUUGGUGUUGGAGAUUCGGCCGCUAGUUAUUUGGGUGCAUGGAUUGGUAAACAUAAAUGGAAAGGGUCAUUUAAAACGAUUGAAGGGACGAUGGGUUGUGUUUUAAGUCAAGUAUUAUUUAUCUACCUCUUAAUGCAUUUGGGUUAUGUUGAUAUGCAUUUAAAUACAUUGAUAAAAGUUGGAUUGGCGAUAACUGUAACGUCUGUUGUUGAGGCAAAAACGACUCAAGUUGAUAAUUUGGUUCUUCCCAUGGUGAUGUAUUUAAUGCUGGUUUAAAAAAUUUGACACAUAAUGGAUUUUUUGAUCCCGUUAAAAUGUAUUGACUGAUAAAUACCAAAAACAAGGACUUAUUUAUUUUUUAGGGUGGUUUUAACGUAUUUAUUGAGUACUUUAAUAAGUAAUUAAUUAAGGGAAUUUGAUAUGGAUCGAAUAAUUGAGUUGCGAAUCAAUUUAAUCAAAUUUAUUAAAUAAAUUAAUCUAUUUACAUUAAAAUUAAAAAUAUCAGGGUA